Messenger RNA from Eleginops maclovinus (Patagonian blennie), 2265 nucleotides. RefSeq names its product insulin-like growth factor binding protein 6b (gene igfbp6b). Bases 238 to 843 code for a protein of 201 amino acids. The record is from RefSeq and is a predicted model, not a curated record. Gene Ontology annotation, molecular function: insulin-like growth factor II binding; insulin-like growth factor I binding. Gene Ontology annotation, biological process: regulation of insulin-like growth factor receptor signaling pathway. The transcript has 4 exons. NCBI's taxonomy places the organism in Eukaryota, Metazoa, Chordata, Actinopteri, Perciformes, Eleginopidae. Gene Ontology annotation, cellular component: extracellular region.
UAAAAGCUGGUGCUUUGCUGUGUCUCUCUCGAUCUCCAUUUGUCUCCUCUGGCACUGCAGGGGACUCAACCGGCAAAGCACCAAGGAGAGCUACUGUAUAGAAACGGGGAGGAAGACUAAGGAAAGGGGAGAGAAAAGGGAGAGAGAGUAAGGGAGAAAUAUACAUCCAGAAAUAGCAUCAGCCACAUUUAACUGACAGAGAGUGACAGAGUGGAGAACCUGAGACCUGGACACAAAAUGCCUAUCCUUUCUUACUUAACAACCGUUGUUUUGUUGCUGAUUGCUCACUGCGGAUCAUGGACCGGGGCAAACCGCUUGGGCCCCUUCAAGGUCUGUCCCUCCUGCAGGGAUCCACUGGGGGCAGUUCGGCCCCCCAGAGACCAUAAUGUUGCCGGCAGCACGUCAGUGUUGGCCCAGGGAGAGCCCUGUGGUGUGUACACCCUGAGCUGUGCCAAGGGGCUCCGCUGUGUUCCCCCACCAAGGGAGCACAGCCCCCUCCAGGCUCUGUUGCAGGGAAGGGGCAUUUGCGCCAAGCACAGCAGGACUAGUCCCACUGAGAGGCCCCACCCCACAGGUCCCCAUCCCUCACACAGUGGUGACAUUGAAAAAGCACCCUGCCGCAAGCUGCUGAAUCUUGUCCUGAGGGGUCUGGAGCUGACAAUCUUCCAGUCUGACCGUGACAUCUAUAUACCCAACUGUGACACCCGUGGCUUCUACAGGAAAAAGCAGUGCCGCUCCUCCAAGGGCAUGCAGCGUGGCCACUGCUGGUGCGUGGAUGAACUCGGCACGCCUGUGCCCUCACGUGCCAGCGAAGAUGGCACUUUACCAUGCGAUGGGGAGUGAGGCAUGAGUCUGUCCAAUUGCUCUGAGCCUGGAGGAAGAGGAGAAGGUGGAGGAGGAGGAGGAGGUGGUGGAGGAGCAGGAGCACAGGGAGAGGGGGUGGCUUUAGCUUGUGCUAGACACUGCCUGGACAGGAGGUAGCAGGGAUAAACCACUUCCUAUGGAAAAUACAUACCAGUUAACGUUCAUGUCCUCUCUAAAGUAAGACACACACACUCACAGUCCAGCAGCAGCAACAAUAACAUCUGCCUGAAUGUUCAACAGUUGCAGCAGCGUCCUCUGCGUCGUCUGGUGACAUGCUGCAUGCUCACAUUAAUGCUCUGUGAACUGCCUCAGUGAUCCAAGCGGUAUUACUCCGAAUGAUCUCUAUAUUCCCUGGCUCUUGUCCUGGCUUUCUGGUAGAUUUUUAUUUUACUUUUUACUUUAGGAUAGCUGACACUGCCUGUGUUUGUUCUGAUCUCAGUGGGCUGAAAUACUGUUACGCAGGUGAUGUGACACAAAUGUUUGAAAAAUGUGUCUCCCUCACCGUCCUCUCUCCCUCUCUCCAAAGAUACACUGAUAUCAACAUACCUAAUUGACAGAAUAUUUCUUUUCUAUUAAUUUAUUUUUGAGUAUGUGUUUCCAUCAAGUACUGCUUGAAUCUUACAGUAUAUAUAUGUCAAGUCAGAAAAAAUAGUCUUACAAAUAUGAUCCUGGAUGCUUUUGUUCAUUUUAUUUGUCAAAAUGGUGUUCUGACUGCUUAUUAGUUGAUUGUUUGUACAUAUGUUGGAUUUUUGUGGUUGACUGUGUGUUCUGAAGUGGCAUACAAAAAGCUUACGGCUGUUACCCUUUUCAAAAAGUUGUAAGGCAUAUUUUUAUACACGUCAAUAUAAUAUUUUAUAUAUGAAUUGUUGGUUUAUUUAAUGAACUACAGUACAAUGCCAUGUAUUUUUAUAUUGUCAGCAGUUUCUUAUUUAAAGACAGAGAUUAUUUUAUUUCAUGUUAGGGGAAGUGUUGUGCUUGAAAGGCACCUUUACGGCAAAACUCAUCAUAUUCAUCAGAGCUCUAUUCAACUGCUGCACAUCUUAUGGUUAUAUCUCAUGUUUUUAAUUUCCUUUUAUUUAUGCUUUGUUUAUUUCAGAGUUGAGAAUAUCCACGUUACUAUUAUGUUUUAUUUCUGGCACAUCAUACCACCAAUUUUGAGUUCAGUAGAGGAAAAAAAAGAUCAAAUUUGUUAUUGUUAUGUCUCUCCCAAGUCCUUGCAAAAGUCAUGAAAUUGUGUGCUAUUAAAGUGUGAUUAGAAUUUAUCUAUUUCUGAACAAUCUUGUUGUGCCAAUGUGUGUGCCGUGAUGAAAGGUCCAUGCACAAAGGACCUGUAAGAUUUGCAAAUAUGAAAAUAAAACAUAAUGAUAAUAAAAAUGGAGAAGAAUUAAACAUAUAUUAAUA